UCCUUUACCCUCCCCUUUUUUCUCCUCUCCACCUCCUCCUCUCUCUCUUUCUCUCACUCACUCCGUAUGCGCGCGUGUCUUUCUCUCUCUCACACCCUAUUUCCACCCGCGAGCGCACCGGCGCAUCAGAUGCGCUCAGCCUUUUCCGCCGCGCAGCCGCUCGAGCAACAUGUCCUCAGACGUGCAGCUGCGUGACCGCGCGGAGCCACCGACCAGCGGCCACAACCACGCCGAGAAAGCCGCGGAGCGCACGAGGAGCCACAGAGUCUGAAAGAGAGAGAGAGAGAGAGAAAAAUAAAGAAGAGAAAGAGAACAAGAGAGCACGUGGAAGAAGAGGAACGGUGUGAAAGCAAGCGGAGCUUCUAAAAGGCUAAAAGCUAAUGCUAACCUGAUGAGAGAAGAGAGGAGGGAGGGUCGUGUACAGUUUCUUCAGCUAGCUAACCACACACCGUGCUGACAGGACACAGAGAGGACCGCACCUCUAUCUGACACACUCUGUUGCCUGGCUGAUCCUCUGCCCAGGAGGAUUGUGAUUAUUCUGGGUUGAGUCCACGCAGCGCAGCUUCAGGAGAGGUUGGAGCACGUGGGAAAGAGCGCUGGAUUUGGAGGUGAGGAUGGACAGAUCAGAUCGAUGGAUGUGUAAUUGAAGCCACAGUGUGUGAAGACUUAUGAGCACUGCUCCUUGUGGACCGUAGAGCGGCGCCUGAGGCAGGGACAGAUGGAUGGACUAAACUUCGCGCACUGUAAUGCCUCUGACGGCAAUGACACGGAAUGCAAUGAGACGGAGGUGACGAGUCCGUAUAAGACGGUGGAGGUGGUGUUCAUUGUCCUGGUCGCGGGCUCCCUGAGCUUGGUCACUGUGAUCGGGAACAUCCUGGUCAUGCUCUCCAUUAAGGUCAACAGAAGCUUGCAGACUGUCAACAACUACUUCUUGUUCAGCCUGGCCUGCGCUGACCUCAUCAUCGGACUGUGCUCCAUGAACCUCUACACCGUUUAUAUUGUGAUCGGCUACUGGCCGCUGGGCCCCGUGGUGUGCGACUUGUGGCUGGCUCUGGACUAUGUGGUGAGUAACGCCUCGGUCAUGAACUUGCUGAUUAUCAGCUUCGACCGCUACUUCUGCGUCACCAAGCCGCUGAGCUACCCUGUGAAAAGGACAACAAAGAUGGCAGGGAUGAUGAUCGCUGCUGCCUGGGUGCUGUCCUUUAUCCUGUGGGCUCCUGCCAUCCUCUUUUGGCAGUUCAUCGUGGGUGGACGCACGGUGCCGGAGCAAGAGUGCUACAUUCAGUUCUUCUCCAAUGCCGCUGUCACCUUCGGCACAGCCAUCGCUGCCUUCUACCUGCCUGUCAUCAUUAUGAUGGUGCUGUACUGGCAGAUCUCCCGUGCCAGCAAGAGCCGCGUCAAGAAGGACAACCGCAAGCCCUCAGGGGCCAACGUCGGGCCUGCCUCACCCAGCCAGACCCGCAGCAUCAUGGCCAGCAAGCCCGACAACAACAACAUGGUGGUGGAAGACCCCGACCGGGGUCAAACCCAAGCCACAGAUGACGUGACUAACCAGCACGACAGCAAGCUGCAGAACGGCAAAGCGCCGUCCACCGCAGCUGGCGAGGAGGAGGACAGAACCAGGAACAACUGCAUCCCGGUCGAGGAGAAGGAGAGUUCCAACGACUCUACCUCCGGUAGUGGAGCCGCAGCCAAUCAGAAAGAGGAGGAGACGGUGCCUUCCAGAGCCAACGACGGUCAAGCGACUGCACGGCACCACACCAAGGCCGGCGGCUCCAAGCUCACCUGCAUCAAGAUCGUCACCAAGUCCCCCAAGGGAGACUGCUACGCCCCUUCCAACACCACGGUCGAGAUCGUGCCUGCGACCGAGAAGCAGAACAACGUGACGCGGAAGAUCGUGAAGAUGACCAAGCAGCCGCCCAAGAAGAAGAAAGCAGCUCCUUCCCGGGAGAAGAAGGUGACCCGCACCAUUAUGGCCAUCCUGGUGGCCUUCGUGGCGACAUGGACACCCUACAACGUGAUGGUCCUCAUCAACACCUUCUGCUCGAGCUGCAUCCCCAACACGGUGUGGACCAUCGGAUACUGGCUCUGCUACAUCAACAGCACCAUCAACCCCGCAUGCUACGCUCUCUGCAACGCCACGUUCAAAAAGACCUUCAAGCAUCUUCUGCUCUGUCAGUAUAAAAAUAUUCGCUCAGCCAGAUGAGCUCUGAUAUGAGCAGAUAUCUCUCUGCCUGUGUGUGUGUUUGUGUGUGUGCGAUUGUAUGCAUGUAGUCGAGUGUAGAUGCAGAUGAGAUUGUGUGAAGUGUGAAAUCUGUGGAAAAUGUGUGAAAAAGCGUGUGAAAAGUGUGAAAAAGUGUGCAAAAUGCGAGUGUGUCGAUUGAUCGUAUGUCUUGUAUGUAUUGUAUAUUUCUGUUAUCAAUAACCUGUUGUAGCACUUUACACAGAACUGAUUGCAACUCAGUGAGUGAGAGGGAUAUUGCUGUAGGCUUUGCAUACAGAGCAGGUGAGGUAUUACUGAGGUGAAGUUGUGAGAUUCAAAAGAAAAAAAUAAAAAUGAAAGAAAAAAAUAGAUUUCACAAACAGAAACACAGAAAAUAGUGCUUUAUAAAAUAAGAAAGGGUCAAUAUCAAUAUAGCGUGACUUUUGUUAUUCAUUAAGCUGUUUUCAUAUAUUUUUUUUCAAUAUCCAGCUGAGAAUGUCUCAGAAUCCCAUUUUUAAAAAAAGUAAAACAAUUCUAUUAUUUACAUUUAUAUUUACGUAAAUAUAUAUACAGUAUAUAUAGGAGAAAUUGUCGAAAUUGUUUGAAAUAUAUCAGUGAAGCACACAUUGGAGCAGAAAUGCAGUUUUUAACCUGAACAUGUAAAUUACAGUAGCUUCAUUUUAGCGGAUUUCAUUUGCGAGUGCAGAAAACGGUCUGUACUCUUCAGUUCUUCACUGAUUAAAGGGACAAUAGGGCUGACUGAACAAUCAAACCUAGUGUUUGGACUUCAGUAUAAACUAAUAUUGUACAUAUGUGUAUAAAACAGUGUAUAAAGCAUAUGUUGUUAGGCAAUGUGCAUGGGACAGUGUUAGGUAGCAGGGUGAAAUGUGUGUUUGUGUGUGUGUGUGUGUGUGUGUGUGUGUGUGUGUGUGUGUGUGUGUGUGUGUGUGUGUGUGUGUGUGUGUGUGUGAGUGUGUUUGAGCUGUGUGUUGCUGUACUGGCUCAGACCUGAGAGAGCUAUUGGAGAGCCACUCUGGCAGAUCCACACGUAAGAGCUUUUGAGUGCUCAGGCCUCCAGAGAUGCAAAUUAAAAGCUUUUAAAAUGAUGAUGGAGGAGCAGGGUGAAGAGACUCUUUCACACACAGCCAUUAUUACAGGCUCGGGAUUUUACACGUUUUUCAUAACACGUCCGUGAUGCAGCGUCAAGCGGUGGCGGGCUUAAAAAAAAAAGCCUGGAAACAAUGAAGUGUCUAGAGAAACGUGGCGAGACCUCACCUUCCGCUGUUAGCGAUCAAUAAGACAAAGUGCUAAAACCAGCCAGCCCUGUGUCUUCUGCAGACUUUUAACAUGUGCGCUACUACUCCAGCUCUCUCUUAUGAAUUAUGCAGGCAUGUAAAUGAGUGCUGAUGCUAGCAUGCCUGUGGCAGGGUUUCCAUUCAUGGAUGAAGGCUGCAGGUGGAUCAAGGCCCUUUCACACCGCGUCUGGUUUCUACAGAUGGAAAAAUACACACGUCACAUUAUAAAAAAAAACAAACACUCGUAUAUUAAUGACGUUUUUUUCACAACGACUUUGAAAAUUAGGGCCUGUGACGCAGCGCAAUUUUUAUUACAAUUAGAGAUUUUCCAUGUUCUGUGUUGUCAGAUACAUCAGAUUUUAAAAAAAUCAGGCUGACCAAUCAGAGUUGAGUUCCAGUGAUUAGGGGAGGUCUAUUAUAACACUUAAAGUAAAGUAAAGUAAAGUAAUAAAGUAAUAUUUAAAGAAUUCAUUAAUUAAACAUAUUUCUUACUUCCUUGUUCUUGAUUUAAGUGAGUUCAUCUACUAAAUGUGUCUCAUUAUAUUGGCAGAUCAUUUUGUGUCAAUUCAAGAAAUGUUUUUUUUUUUUUAAGAAAUAAUUUUUAAAGGAAUAAUUAGUAAUAAAUACAAGGGAACUGCUGCUGAUGCUUUCUUUAAAACAAGCAAAAAUAUCUGCCAGUGGAAUAAAAGACGCUUUCCAUAGAUUAAUUGACUUAAAGUGAGAGAAAAUAAGUUAUAAAUAAGUUUAAUAUUUGUAUAACAUUCAGACAACAGUGCAAAAAUGAGAAAUGUCAGUUUAUAUUCCACUAAGAACAGUAAACUAUGGCUUCCCUCGCUAAAGAGAACUCGUUUAAUUUGCCAAACUACAGAGAAAAGAUAAAACACAGGAUAGACAGAAGAUAGGUAAACUGAAAGAAUGACCAUUUCUGAGAGUUAUGGAGGGGUCUAGCCCUUUUUACAGAGCACAGAAUCAAGAAAACGUGCUGGUGUCUGUGUGGAGAUUUCACUACGUUAAAAACUGUAUCUGUUUUUAGGUUUUAAAAUUCAAACUCGGUGUGAAAGGGGCUCAAUAUAUGAUUCUAUACUAGUUCUGGAGGGAUCCUGUGCUUUUCUAUGGGUGAGAGUGAAAGGGGGUAAAGGAUGGGUAUGUAGGAAGACUGUAUGGUAUGAAUGCAGAGUUAUGUAUGAGUACUGUAUGUACUGUAUGUACUGUAUGUGUGUGUGUGUGUGAGUGUGUGUGUGAGUGCAUAUGUAUGAGCAGAGGUAUCCAUGUUGGCUUAAGUUGCAUCACCUGAUCCUUCCUCUGUGUGUCGGGGUAGACUCAUUGUAUCUCACUCUAUGCUAUUUGAUCCACAAAGGGAAAUGGAAUUUCAUUCUUGACUGCCAUUGUAUGAGACAAAUGGCCAUGCAUGUGUGUGUGUGUGUAUGCGAAGAGGAGUGUGUGCGUGUGUGUGUGAGUGUGUUUGACUUUGCGUGUGUAUGUAUGAUCACCCCGGAAUGGGGGUUACUCUAAAUCACAGGCCUUGGCCUUGUGAAAUAAAAGGGCUAGAUACUGCAUCCAUUUCAUGGCGACACGGCUCACCCUAUUUUGUGGCAGACAAAGUAGUCUCCCAUAAAAAAACACGAAAAAUCCCAUCCAUCUCUCAUUAUCCUUCAGAAUGUCAUUUUUGAAGUAGAAAUCACAACACUAAUAUCAAUGCUUGGAACGUCCUCUCCAAUACAUGUUUAAACAUCUGCUUUACCUGCGGUCCGCACCUGCUGUGAAUGUAAAGCAGAGGGGCUUUCUCAGCUGUGUUUGGUAAACUGAAGGAUCUGAUUGCAGAAGUGUUGGAUGAAGUGAUUGCUUUGCUUGCAGUGGUGUUUAUUAGAGUAAAUAAUAUGAUGGCAGGGUGGUGUUAGAUGGAGCAAUUUAUCUGAUUGCAGUGGUGUUGGGUAGACUGAAUGAUCUGAUUGCUGUGGUGUUGCAUAGAGUAAAUGAUCUGAUUGCAGUGGUGUUAAGUAGAGUAAAUGAUCUGAUUGCAGUGGUGUUAAGUAGAGUAAAUGAUCUGAUUGCAGUGGUGUUAAGUAGAGUAAAGGAUCUGAUUGCUGUGGUUUUGGGUAGAGUGAAUGGUCGGAUUGCUGUGGUGUUAGGUAGAGUAAAUGCUCUGAUUGCAGUGGUGUUGGAUAGAGUAAUUACUUGAUUGCUGUGGGGUUGCAUAGAGUAAAAGCUCUGAUUGCUGUGGUGUUGGGUAGAGAGAAUGCACUGAUUGCUGUGGUGUUGGGUAGAGUGAAUGGUUUGAUUGCAGUGGUCUUGGGUAGAGUAAAUGAUCUGAUUGCUGUGGGGUUGCACAGAGUAAAUGCUCUGAUUGCUGUGGUGUUGGGUAGAGUAAAUGGUCCGAUUGCUGUUGUGUUGGGUAGAGAAAAUGAUCUGAUUGCUGUGGAUUUGAGUGUAGUCAUGAAUAUAAAUGCAGUGUUGCAGGGUAGAAUAAAUGCUCUGAUUGCAGUGGUGUUGGGUAGAGUGAAUGAUUUGAUUGCUGUGGUGUAGGUAGAGUGAAUUACCCGAUUGCUGUGGGGUUGCAUAGAGUAAAUGCUCUGAUUGCUGUGGUGUUGGGUAGAAUAAAUGCUCUGAUUGCUGUGGUGUUGGGUAGAAUAAAUGCUCUGAUUGCUGUGGUGUUGGGUAGAGUAAAUGGUCCGAUUGCUGUUGUGUUGGGUAGAGAGAAUGAUCUGAUUGCUGUGGAUUUGAGUGUAGUUAUGAAUAUAAUUGCAGUGUUGCAGGGUAGAAUAAAUGCUCUGAUUGCAGUGGUGUUGGGUAGAGUGAAUGAUUUGAUUGCUGUGGUGUUGGGUAGAGUGAAUGAUUUGAUUGCAGUAGUGUUGGGUAUGGUUGGGGAUUUGACUGGUACUGUGUAGAGUAAAGAGGUAUGGGUUUGUUUGCAGUGGUGCUGGUGAAAAAGUGUAGAAGAAGUAGUGCUUCUCAAUCCUGGUCCUGGGGAACUUACUACCUUUCCAGUUUUAAAGUAGCAAGACUCUAAUGACCAGGACUAAGAACCACUGCAGUAGAACAGACCAACAUUUUUGUAAGCGGAUGUCGGAGUGUUAGAAACCCUGGAUAAGGCUGGAGAUAUACUUGUUGUUUGGCCAUGUUUUUGCACUUCGACUAUGCAUGUUACUGGAGGCUUCCACUAGAGGGCAGCUCAGAUGUCUGAGUCUGUAAAAUGACUACUGGGCAGAGCACCCAUUGACCACUGAAGUCGUGUUAUCAUUUCUUAGUUGGCGCCAUGUUGUUUAUGCCCAUAUUUGGGGUCAUUUUGGGGUUCUGUGUCUAAGCGGUUCAAGUCAAUACGGGAUUUGAAUGGGCUUUUCCAAAACUGGCCUCUGUCACAUUCUGUGGUAAAUAAAUAUGUUCAGAACUCUGUACGUUUUAUUCUGUGUUAUUCUGUGUUGCGCCAAAAACAGUCCCCUGCUAAUCUCUACAGCAGCGCCAGGGGUUCAGUUCACUCCGCAGUAGCAUUAGCUUAAAGUUAGCAUUUUUCUCAUUAUGACACUUCAUUUCAUAAUUCAGAGGAUCCAGUGUUUUCAGGAGUCAAAUGUACACAGAAUAAAACGUACAGGGGUCUAACCAGAUUUAUUUACCUCAUGUGAUCGAGGCAGGUUUUUGAAAACCCUAUUCAUUUUCCUCAUAGGGAAAAAACGCUUAGACACGGAAGCUGUAAGAGGACUACAGAAUGACACACGACUUCAGUGGUCUAUUGGCUCUCUUCCUGCCCUGUUUCUAUGGCUUUUUUGCCAUUUGCAGAUGUCAUCCAGUCAUGGAUUUGUUUCCAUUUCAAUGUUCACUUUUCCAAAUCGACUUUUUUUAAAAUGGAUCUGAUGCAGCAGCAAGGACACACCAUACAGCUGCUCCUUAAAACUUUCCACUGUUACGCUACUGUUAUGUUACUGAAGAAUGUGUAAAACCAACGCACCAAACAAACACUGGUUACCUGGAUAAGUGAGGCAACAAUCAUGCAUACAUACAUGAACAUGUAGUUAACAGCAAGUAUAUCUCUACCCUUAAAGCUGAAGGAACAUCUAAACCACGUAACCUAAAGAUUUUGUUCCAAGCGCAAAGUUUUAAAUAUCUAUCCCGGAACUGUUUGUCCGAGCCGAGACCGUUUAGGAAGAUUAAUUUUGAAGAUUUUGGCUCCAGAGUUUGGAAGAGAAGGGGCCGUCGCCGUCAGCAGCGCGAUAUGGAGCAAUGUGGGUCGGAGUAAUAACGGAAUCUCACGGUAAAAUGGAUCAGAUUAGCUGAUGAUUCUGAACACUGCGCGAGAUUGAAGAUUACACAUUACACGCUCGGCAGGCUCAGUGCUUGCCUUCUCCACUUACUGUCCCACACGCUUUAAUCUCCUCAGCCAGGAAUCCACGUAAAGCGAGACAUUGUUUAAGCAAGCAGGGAACGCUUACAGGCCUUCUGCUAUUUAUAUUAGCGCUUCCCUUCUCCUGCUCUCCUAUACAUAUCACACUCUAUCCAUCUCCAUCUAGCCUCCAUCUACAGCUCUCCUUUCCCUUCUCCAUGCCCCAGGUUCUCUCCUUCUCUUCGUCUUUCACCCGUACAAUUAUCUUUCUCCAUGUUUUCAUUAUCAGUUUGUCACCUUUCUGCAAAUUGCUUUCCCGCCAUUCUCUCCAUGUUUCACAGCUACAUGCUAAUUUAGCUCUCUGUAGAAUCUUCAGGGUGCUGCAGACUCCUGCAGACGCACAGACUCAGUCCUGACGGUAAAAUGCCUUUUCUAAAAGAAAAAAGUACACUACACGCCCAAAAUUAAAGCAGACGCCUGCUCAUUCAGCAUUUCACCCCAAAUUAAUGGCGUUCAUGGGGAGCUGGUCACCCUUUUUGCUACAUUAACAGCUUCAGCUCUUCUGGGAACGACUUUUCCACCAGAUACCGCAACUCCACCGCUGGGAUUUGAUUAUAUUCCUCCACAAAAGCAUUAGUUAGGUCAGCUCUAAUGUCGGCCAAUUAAGUCUGGCUUGCAACAGUGCUGUACUUCAUCCCAAAGGUAUUUGAUGAGGCUUCAUCACUCCAGAGAAGAGGAAGCACUUUUUUUGUUUCUGAGGUGAGGAGCUUUAUGCAGAACCCGCCCAACCAGGCUAAUCCUCGGCAUUAUGCAUGGAAAUUUUACACCGGUGUGCAGCUGCUCCAGUGCAUCCCAUUCUACUUCCAGUGCUUUUCUCUGGAGAUUACAUGGCUGCAUAUAUGUAGCAUAACACCUGUGUCCACAAUAGAUUUGCCUUGAGAUGUAGGUGAAUUCGAGAAAAAUGAGCAGAACCGGCACAAUUUUCAAAACAGUCAAUACUAUAUACUGAAUUUUAUUGGAAUAAAUCUAUUCGGGAAAUCUUUUUCCACUAGGUGUAAUGUAAGAAAUAUUAGCAAUUUUCUGAAUAUUGCAAAAAAAAAAAAAAAAUUACACUAAAUUAUAUUAUAUUAUUAUAUUAUUAUUAUAUUAUAUUAAUAGGGUUCGGUUAACAUCCAUUUAGAUAGAAAAGAAGACAAGCAUAAGCAAACAAAUGAGAGGCAAAGUUCAUUUGAUGCAAGAUGAGUGCAAAUCAGCAAAAUACAAAACAGCAAAAGCAUAGAAACGAACAGAAAAACAUGCGUAAAAAAAAACAAGCAAAAAAAAGAUAAGCUCAGUAUCUAACGACAGGGAUAUGUUGGCAAUACUUUGCAAAGUGACAGUGCAAAUAAAGCAGCAUUUAUACACAGAGAUCAUGAAAUCUAACAGGAGAACAGAAUCUAAAAGGGAAAGUUGUCUCUGAUUGGUAUGCAUUGAAUAUAUUGUUAGAAUACAACAGCGGUGGUGAGGUGGUAUUAUGGGAAACAUGCUCUCCAGACUUAGCAGAGACAAUGGGAAGGUGAUGAUAGAUGAUAAAAACAGUGAUGUAGCGCUACAUCCUCUCAGAACUGUUUGAUGUGGUGACAUUCCCAGGACCAUUCCCUCAUUACAACGAGCCACUGCCCCGUCUGUCCGGCCUUCCUGUGGUUAUAUUCACAUAUAGCUGACAGAAAACUGCCCAAACUUUAGUUCUGAGAGCUAAUAAAGGUUCCGGUCUUCUAACUGUAGACACCACACACAGAGCCAGACUCUGGAAUUUCUGCAUAAAUAUAGAUUUCAGAAAUUCUCAUAACAUUUCCUGAACACUAGAAUUGAAAUAUAGCUCUGAUAGUAGUGAGAGGUUACAUUAUAUGCCAUUAUAUUACAAAGAAAUACAUUAAUACGAGUGUCCCAAUUGCAUACUAAUUGGUAUAUCUAUCUCUUUUUAAGUAUACUUAAAUAUCCGUGAUGCAUUCUAGGAAUCAGUCUUUUUUUUAUUGUGGUUUAGCUGGACACUAUACAAUGCUAUACAACUAUACAAUACAAUGCAAAUAAACAAAAUGGGAGGAGCUACUCACAUCUGGAAUGUAUUAACGCUGUCAGUAGCCCACCUGAAGUUGCAUUUUGCUCACCCAAUCAGAAUUAUUUACCAAUAAUUAUUUGUAAGCCACCAAAAAUUAUGAUUAUCUUUUCUAACUUCUUAUUGGUUAGAUGGUGAUACAGCCCUGGUAACUGGUUAUGCUCCUCACCAUAGCACCAAGUUACAUGGAAAAUAAGAUCUCUGAUGUCUGAUCUAAACACUAAUGAAAAGUCGCUCAUACACAGCAAAAAAAAAAACUUAAUCUUAGCAAGUAAAAUGAUCUGAUUUCAAAGCCAUAACUCUUAUUUUCUUGUUGAUAAGAAAGGUCUUACUAAGCAAGUGUAAGUGUAAGAUUAUUUUACUUAUAUUAGGAAUAAUGAUCUUAUUUAGUCUUGCUUAGAAUGUUCACCUUAUUUGAUGGUCAUUUGAACUCAAAAUAUAAAAAAGUUUCUUGGUCACGCGACAUCGCGUUCAGUAGCUCCUCCAUUUCCAGUCGCUGUUGUGUUUACGUGGAUCUCCGCGGAAACGCGCACAUGAAGUGUAAUUACGGUGCAUAGCAGUGAAUAAAUACCUAUUUUACUAAAUGCGAGGAGGCGAUAGAUGUGGCCGGGACCUAAAAUAAAUAAAAAAAUACCUAAAAUACCAUGGAAUUCAGGGAAAAACAGUAGAUAUAUCAGCCAGUAAUUUUCACGUAGGUGGUUGUUCUGGAUGGGAAUAAAAUCACAGAGAACCCGCCCCAAAAAAGAAAAAAAAUGACUCCCUGAGAAACUAAUCUCAUCCGCAUAGGGCUAAAAAAAAGUCACUUGUCAAGUUAUUCUGAUCUGUGUGUACAAAUUUAAGCCACAGAGUAAGAGAUUUUUGCUUGAUUUAAGUCUUAUUUCACUCAUUUUGAGACUUUGUGAUUGCUUAUUGCUUAAGAAAUCUUACUAAGAAAAAUGUGCUCAUUUUAUCUCAUUCUUUUUUUGCUUAAUUUAAGCCUUUAAGUCUUAGUUUACAUAUAUUACGUCUAGUUUUUGCCAAUGUUUUUUUUUGCAGUGUAGGCAGUGCUGUGUUUUCUCAGUCCAGCUUCAUGGUUCCACCACUCUGACAGCAUAAUGGACGAGGUUUGAGGGCUUGCCUCGAUGGGCCUGGGAUCUCUGUAAUGUGUGCGUGAGUGCGAGGCAGACAGGCCGGCCGUGGCGGCGGCGGCGGCGGUGGCAGUGGCAGCUUGCCACGUCCACAGCUUUCCCAUCCGUCAGACUGAUAAGUGGAUAUGUGUCUGCAUGUCUCCUGUCUCACUCCUCUGCAAUCCUCACCCCCACCACAUCCACCUAUGCCCUCACACUUCCUUGUCUUUCCCCUGAUGGUGGAGGCAGCGCAGCCCUCCUGCUGAGUGAGGAGUAAGAGGAGUAAGAGCGGUAAGAGCAGCGGUUGCAGUCGCGUCGUGUCGCUAACGCGGUGUGAAGGUCCGGGGCGAUAGCUGCUAAUCUCUGCCGCGGGGAUAGCAGGAGUGUUACAGUGAGUGUUCACAAUGGCAGGUGGUUGAGUUCUCCACUUAGACUCCCUCUCCGAGCUCGUAGCAUGACCCGCGGGCCACUCGACGUGCUAACGCGUCCUUACAUGGCCCUGCACGCAUGUUCAUCGCUUCGGCUCCGACCUUUUACCGAGAUAAACGCUUGAGCGGCACAUGAUAGCACUGAGUGCAGCAUGAUAGCAGGGAGCAGCGUCUGAUGGAAAACCAAGGACUGUGAGUGAUAAGAUGAGCCCGGCCAGGUGGGUCGAGCUGUGUGAUGGCUGGCAGUCCUCGGCGAGGCCUUGCCAGCUCUUCGCUUUGAGCCGUGUGUGUACUGUUCUAGCCUGAUAAGACGCCACACGGGGCUCGGAGAGUGGGAGCGUGAGGAAGAAAGAGUGUGUCAUUCAGCCUCUGAGGGUGACACCUGUUUAGAAGCAGCAGACAUGUUCAGGGUCAGAGCUGCAAGCUACUUCCUGUCACCGAUACGCCACUGCGGGACUGGUGUGAAGAUAUAGAGAAAGUGUGGGUGGGCGUCAAACGAACGAGCGAGCCGAGGGAAGAGACCACCACUCAUCCUGUCUGAAUCACUCCUGUCAUCAUUUUUGCAUGCUGUGUCUAAAUCAGACUUGGAUCACACUAGAAAUCUCAAAGGGCUAAGAUCUAGUUGAAGAUCUACAGUGUUUUAUAUUCUGUUUUGUUUCAUGAGUUAAGAUAUUCUGUAUAAUUAUUAUUCUUAAUUAUUAUUAAUUUAUUCACACUUUUAAAGGUAACAGGUGCCAAAGCAUUUUUUAAGUGCUGCCAUAGAGGAACCUUUUAAUGGAUGAUUCUUCAAAGAAACCAUUUUUUCAGGAAUUAGUUUUGACAUCUUAAAACCGAUGUUGACGCUCCACUGACUCUGACACUGUAAUAAGAUAGAAUAGCAUGUCCACUUUUGCUAUAUAAGAAAAAAUAUACCACAGUAAGUUCAGACCCUGAAAUAUGAUUGUCUAAGAGGUGUUUUAUGAGUGACACUAUCAGCCGGUAAUGCACCGUAACCGAAGCUCUCCAUGUAUUACUCCGCCGCGUACAGGUAACCUAGCAACGAAGCAGCGCUUACAAGUCAAACAGAGCAGUAAUGGAACUAUUUGAACUGCCAGAGUGUUUAUAACCAAACAGAUUGUAUUUUGUCCUCCUUAACCCAAAAUCUUUCAAUAAACACUCAGCAAGUAAAAAAAAAAGUUCCAUCGCUGCUCUGUUUGGCUGGUAAGCGCUGCAUCGUUGCUAGGUUACCUGUAUGUGGUAACCUAGGUAACCUAAUGUGGGAGUCAUACAUGGAAGACUUCGGUUACAGUGCAUUACCAGCUGAUAACGGCACUCAUAGAACGUCUCUCAGCCAAUUACAUUACAUUAUAGGGCCGGAACUACUGUAACUGUGGUAUAAUUAAAUUUUAUUCAAGUGGUAGAGUUGGAAUACAGUGAAUAGUCCUAUUUGAGUAAUGUUCCAAUCCAUAUUGUGGCAAAAACUAUUUAACUUAGUAAAAAAAAUUAAAUACUGAAGUAUACUUCAAAUACUGAAUAUUAACUAAAUGAAAGUAAGUCAAUCUAAACAAAUUUCAAGAACUUUGAAAAAUCCUCAAUUGCAGUGGUAAAGAAAGACAUCAAAACAUUAUGAUGAAUUAUGGAGAUACAGUUGCAAUAAUUACUUGGAUUUCUGCAUAAAUUGGUCAUAAAAUGUGUCAUCUUCAAGUCACAAAAAUAGACAAACAGUCUGUUUAAACUAGUACCACACAAAAAAUAUAUGUUUGCAUGGUUUUAUUGAACACAUCAUGUUAACAUUUACCGUACAGGGUGGAAAAAGUAUGUAAACCUUUGGAUUUAAUAACUGGUUGACCCUCAUUUGGCAGCAAAAACCUCAACCAAACGUUUCCUGUAGUUGCAGCUCAGACCUGCACAACAGUCAGGAGGAGAAAUUGUCUAAAACAAGGAAGCCCAUAAAGAAAAAAUUGGAAAAAGGAAAUCCUCCUUGAUUAUUUAUGAUAAGUAUUUGCAUUUUGACACUCAAAGAUCAAAGCAGAAUAAAAAAAAAAAACAAGAUGACAUUGACAAUAUUCUAGUUGCACCUAAUUAUAUACUAUCCUCAUACUACUAAAACAUAGAACUAUAAAGGUGGUGUACUAUGUGAUACACUAUUAUGCAUGUAGCUUUUAUUUUUUAAGCAUACUGUAGGUUAGGUCUAAUAUGAACAUGCUUUUUUCCUUUUUCAACCAACUCUGAGUGUGGCCUGGUGACUAAUGGGCUAUAAUGAUCCUUAUGCAAAGAUGAAUUAUCAUAAUUAUGGGCAGGCUCACUUGACGAUGAUUGAAAUUGAAAAAAUAAUAGUAAUAUGCACUGAAACUCGACUGGGAAGAGAGAAAGAGAAUGAGAAAGAUUGAAUUAAAGGUCUUUGAGGUUUGUAAUGAGUGCUUUAAAGGAAAUAUAAGGAGUAAAAUGUACGGUAUGUAAUUGAGUAAUAAAAGUAUUGAGUAUUCAGUUUCAGUUAUUUAGUAAAUUAAAGUAGCUUCCCAUGUAAAAUUAAACCUCUGCAUGUUACUACAUUAGUGAUCACAGUGACCACAAGUGACCAACAGAGGCUUUUUUUUAGGCUGUAGUGCAACAUGGAAUUAAACAGUACAAUACAGAUUACACAACAAUGUGCAAAUGUGCAAUUAAUAGGAUACAUAUGAGAAACAAUAGAAAUAAUGAACAUAUAGGACAGUUCAACACCCACACAGAACUCUAUAUACUGAAUGUGUGGUGACGAUAAGAUGCUGCACAGAGUUACUUAACCCUUGUGUGGUGUUCGGGUCUGUAGGACACGUUUUCAUUUUUCAUCAAAUGAUACUAAAAAAAUUUUUUUUCUAACUCUAAACUCAUUGGCAUUGGCUCAUUUUUUGUGAAAAACAUAUAUCAAAACACAUUUUCGAUAAACACACACUGUACACCCCCCCCCCCCUACACAUUUAUAUUACAUACAGUAUGUUUGGCCAAGGGAUAAUAAACAUUGCUUCAUUUGUAAAUUUGAAACUAAACAAAUUUUCUACUCAUAUCUUGAGUUUAAUUCAUUUUCUUUUACAUUUUAUUAAAAAACUAAUAAAAAAAGAGUAGCACUUUUUAAAAGAAAUGUAACAUAAGAAAGGUAAAGGGCAAAUAUUAAGCAUGUAAGCUGUUUAUAUUGCUUGCAAUUUAGGUGAAGCAAGCAUGUGUAAAGCAUUUUAAUGUAAAUUGAUUAAUUUUGCUGAAUUAAAUACAAGUAACAAAGUAAACAAGUAACAAAAAUAUGAACACCACACAAGGGUUAACAUGCUACAAUACAAUACAUCAGACAUAGACACAGACGUAAAAACAAAAAACAAAAAAAACACUAUAAAUCAUCCACUGAAAGGUCAUUCAUAGUGCUUUUUCAUAGACCUUCUGGUUCGUGAACCUAAUUUUGAACUAGUUCGCUGCAUUUACACCAACAAAUGUAGGUUCCAAAACCAGAAAUGUAUUUAUUCGCAGUAAGAAUUAAAAAAUACUAGGUUCUUCAGCAGGAACCAUGACAACAUCUGUGAGCGUGUCUGUUUGUGCAAGAGCACAGCCACUAUUUAGUUUCACUAAAUCUGGUGGAAACGCCGGCUGAUUCGCUGAAAAGCACCACAGUUCUUAUAAGCCCGAAUAGAACUGGUUCAAAAAUGGUUCAAGAGUUCUUUUGGUGGAAAAGCGCUUUCAAUGAACUAGCAGUGAACCUUCUGUGGCAUCAGCUUACUGCAUUGGCACCUACAGUAUUUUUAAGAGUGUGAACACUGAGCAAGCAUAACAUUAUGACCACCUCCUUCACUAUAAAAAAUGAAAAAAAGGUUGAGAAAAAAUUUGAAUUGCAAGCUUUAUGCACUAAUUUUUUUUUGUUAAGUUUUUGAAGAAAACCACCACCAGUUGUGCCAACUAGAAAUCUUUAGUUCAGACAAUUCACAUCGUUCACAUGUAUAAAAACUUCAUUUAAUUUAAAAAUUAACUGCAUGUUAAUUUUUUAAUUGGCCUUAUCUAAGUUUUAUUAAAUGUAUGCUGUACAAUAAAGUUGUGUAAAGGACACAUUUUACAUUAAUACAAUUUAUGUAUUGAUUGCAACACUAUAUUUUUCAUUAAUUUAAGUUAGCAACAGGGAACUAAUGACUGAUACCUAUCUAUAUUUAUUUAUAUUGUCAGUCAUAUAAGAUUGCAGUCAGCAUAUAGUCCCACUCCAAAACACAUAACAUAGUAACUUGCUCUCAUAGCCUUUAACACUGAGACCAGGCAGUUAACUAUUAUACAACGUAUACAGUAUCUGUGGAGAAUAAGAGGUGGGUAGACACCCCCCAAUAUGCAAAUAGCAUGACCAACCUCACGUGGGUGGUGGUAAAAUCCCUGCAGAGUUGCUAAGUAGACCCCGUUCAACUAAAGAGUCAAACUGAGCAUGUGCAGAGUGGAUGCCUUGGCCUCAAUUAGGGUUCAAGAACAAUUGGUACAAAAUUUUCCAAGACAGAUUAUUUAGUUAGACCAACUUUAAACAGAAACCUGAUAAUAAUUUGGUAUAGUUUAUGGUGCAUUUCAAUAGUUUUUGUUCAGCUGACUUAAAAAAAAAUCAUAUUAAGCAGAAGAAUCGUAAUGUUUUAAUGUUAUUUCUACACCAAUUUUAAUAAUUGUAUCAACUCUACUGAAGCACUUUGUAGUUCUAUAAAAACAGACUGUAGUUCAUAUGUUUCUAUACUUGAUCCUUGAUUAACUUAAAUAUAUAUAACCACCACAGAGCAGCUGUUAUUUGAUUGGUGGGUCAAUCAUUCAUUCUCAGCACUGCAGUGACAUGGACAUGGUGGUGGUGUGUAAGUGUGUGUUGCACUGAUAUCAGUGUGAAUCAUACACACCACUGGAUAGUGUUAUGCUUGAUCAGUGUACGGUUCUGAAUGAGGUUAUUCUGUUGAUUUAAUUGAAAUAAGAUGUUAUAUAAGGCGGUAUAUUAAUAUGCGCCGUUGCAUUAAAAGGGGUGUUAUUUUGUGUGUGGACAGGGGAGCAGGAGCUGGAUAAUUAUGUAGUCAGCCUCCUCCUGUGCUGCUGGAUAAUUCCACUCUGUUUCAGUUGCGGAAUGACAUCAAGUGCCUUACGGGAUUAGGAGAUGAAUUAUUUAAACUUUUGAUUGUUUAAUAAUAUGUUAAUUUUGAUUUGUUUGUCUUUGUCUCCUUUUUUUGUGCUUUUUUUUUCUAAACUACUUUCGCCACGACAGUGUGAUUGCAUUGUAUAUGUGUGUGUGUGUGUGUGUGUGUGUGUAUGUGUGUAAGAGAGAGAGAGAGACUGUGGUUGUGCAAACUGCCUCUGGGGACUGACAGAAAAGCACAGGAUCCUUUAAAGUGAACUACUCGUUUAUGCAGGGUGUCAACUCCGUGUCUGUCCAGCAGAGUUACAUCAGUAUAUGAUGGUGUGUUAUAAUGAGUGGUCCUCAUGAACCUGCUGAAGCCGUGCUGCCGUGCUGUAUAUACCCUCUGCUCCUGUGAGGGAAGAAAUGGAAGCAGUGUGUGUGUGUAAAAGUAGGACUGGAGUCCUGCGGACAGGUCAUCUCUGGAGACUUGAAGCUGCCUUCACUGUAACAUUUCAUACAGAUGAAAUGUGUUGUGUAUGUGUGUGCGUAUGAGGGCUGAGAGUUUGUGUGUGUGCGGAGUGUGUGUGUAUUAUGGCUGAGACUAUAUGUGUGUGAGUUGUAUUUGUUGCCGAGAGUGUGUAUGAGUGUGUAUAUGGGGCGGGAGGUUGGGCUAAACAGAGAUUAAAACUGUGCGUGUGAAAAAAGUGUCAAAAGUAAAACAAAACAAAAAAAUAACCUUAGCAUGCGACAACGAGUGUUACACAAUGUGAAAUGCUCUGCUAUUAUGCAGCACAGUGGUGAGAACGCACACUAUUCGUCUAAAAGUUUGUGGACACCCCUUUCUUAUUAUUCACAAGUGUUUAAAUUCACAUGCACAAUUUGUAUAUUAUCUGUACAGCCAAGAGAUUAAGUUAGAAAGAUCUGGGAAUAUGGAACCUGUGGUCAUCACGCUCACAGCCAAACAUUUAUCCACUACCUGAAUCAAAUCCUUAUAGAGAUGCUUCAAAAUCCAGCAGAAAACCUUUUCAGAGAUGUUUUUUUGUAGAGUCAGUUACAUCAACAGAAAUGUGGAGAACCAAUGUCCAAUGCCAAACACCAUGGAGCUCCAUCCACGUAAAGCUUUGGAAUACGUUUAAAUGGUGUUUCUGAUCCAGAAAUAAUGAUAUAACACAAGCACCUGACCUCACCUCAUGCUUUUAUGGCUGUAUCCAAUCAAAUCUUCACAGGGACACUCCAAAAAACAAACAGGUGGGAAACCAUGUCCAAACACAUUAAUGGAGAUCCAACCACUCAUGCUGUAUCUAUAGGUUGAGCUGAAGUAAUGUUUGUGAUCAGAAUUAAUUAUCUAGCAUUAGGACCUUACUUCACAAAUACAUUUAUGGCCAUAUCCAAUCAAAUUCUCACACUAAUGAACCAAACAGAAAGCAGAAAGUGUUCCAAUAGAUGUGUAUAGACAGUAAUUGCAACAAAGAGGUGAAGAUGUCUAAUGCCAAAUACUUACGGAGAUCCAACCACUCAAACCAUUCCUUUAGGUUGAGCUGAAGUGGCUUUUGUGAUCUAAAAUUAACCAUCUAACAUUAGUAACUGAACUCUCUAAUUAUUUUUAUGGCCAUAUCAAAUCAAAUUUCAAAUUGAUGCUCUAACAUCUGGCAGAAAAGUUUCCGAUUGGUGUGUAAAGACAGUAACUUCUACAAAGAAGUGGACAAACCAUGUCAAACAAUGCCAAACACUCAUGGAGCUCAAACCACUCAAACUGUAUCUUUGGGUUGGGCUGAAGUGGAGAUCCAGACCUAAUCAUCUAAUAUUAGUACCUUAGCUUACUAAUGAGUUUAUGGCCAUAUCCAAUCAAAUUCUCACAGGGAUCCUACUGUACCUUUGGCUGGAGCUGAAAUGGAGUUUAACAUCAAUAUUUUACUUCACUAAUGCAUUCAAAUACUAACAAAGACCAUCUCAGAGAGUCUUUCCAGAGGUGUGUAGUUACAGUAAUUACAACAAAGUGUUGGAGAAAUCAUGAAGUAUCAUGUCUGAUCUAGAAUUAAUCAUCUAAUAUCAAUACCUGAAAUCAAAAUUAUUUUAUGGCCAUAUCCAAUCAAAUUCAAACACUGAUGCUCCAACAUCUAGCAGAAAGUGUUCCGAUAGGUGUGUAAAGACAGUAAUACCUGACCUCACAAAUCCUUUUAUGGCUGAAUCCAAUCAAAUACCUGCAGAGAUCAUCCCAGAGAGUCUUUCCAGAGGUAUGUAAAUAUGUUUUUUUUAAUCAAUGCUCUUGAUUUUGGAAGAGCAGGUGUCCACAAACUUUUGACCAUGCAGUGUGUCACAUUUUGUAUACACAUACCUGCAGUUUUAGAGGGAGAAAAACAAAAGAGAGAGAGAGAGAGAGAGAGGGGGGGGAAACAAUGGCUGCCAAAGACACUCUCUUUACUGCCAGGGAUGAACGAGCCAACCUGUCAAUAAGCAAAACCAGUAAACGGGGUAAAAAAACAAAAAAAAAAGAGAGAGAAAGUGAGAGAGAGAGAUGAGCCUCCGCAAAACCGCGAGGUUGCAGGAGCAUACUGUAUUGUAUGUAUUAAAAAAAAAAUAAAGAAACAUCUAUCUUUUUUGUAUGAGGUUUUAUAAACGUCCACUCAAUGCUGUAAAGAUGUGCUGUAUAUAAAGCACAAGCUUAUUGUUGGACUGAGGAGCUGACUCUGGAGUAUUGAUUCUGGAGCCGGAGCAUCUGUCAGUGGAAACAAGGGAUAAUUGGACGUUAAAUCAAGAGUCCGCCACAGACAAGCUGAGGUUUCAAUUACCUAGACAGAGAAAGAGAGAGAAAGAAAGAACGAGAGAGAGAGAGAUAGAGUGGGGGGCUGAUAGAACAUGAUAAAAGUUGGGGAAAGUUUCUAAUUGUUAGGUGCAGAAGCUUGGUAGAGCAGAGUCAACGCUAAUGGAACUUGUCCAGGCAUGUUAACAUAGAAAACAGACACUUCAAUCCACGUUUUUGAGGUUUUUUUUUUUCCUUUUUCUUUCUUAACUUUUUGAUGGAGGACUAGUGUGUCGCUGGGCACACUGGUAUAUUGGUGUCUGGUGCCUGGGAGAGUGCACUGUCUGACGUUUUUAAAGCUAUGCUCAUCAGAACCUGUUAAGGUGUUUCUCUUGGGUAUUUCUGCAGAGUAACAGCAGUUUAGCUUGUGAAAUGUAUAAAGCACAGCAAUCAGAACAGUCGAGAUUUUAACAGACACUCAUAUAAACCCUGGAUGGGCUGAUAACAAGAAGAUGAACCAAAAACACAAAGAGAAAAACGCAGCACGAUUGCUCUAGGCCGCAUUAUCGAGGGGCUUUAAAGAGUGAGCUUUGACUUUGGGAAGUCAGAGCAGUUCGAAACAGACAUGGGAGGAGUGACUCCCGUGUCUGAUGUACAUAUUAAACUCUUAAAAUCUUCUGUUGCGGAACUGUGUAGAUCCUCAUCGUGCUUUCCCUCCACUGUGGGUUGUGAAUUCACAUCUAGUAGAAAAGUCAUUCGUUAGCCGCUCAACCUUCACCACUGUACAUAAAAUCGACCAUUCUAUGUGACUUGGCACAGUUGCUGUGUAAAUACAUGUGUUUAUAAUUCAUCUGAAUGUUGCCUCUCCAGCCCUCCCUUCCUCUCUCAACCCCAUCCCUCUUCCUCCUUCUUCCUCCCUGCCCUGGUUUCCUACCUGACUUCCUGUUUGUACACUUCUAAUGGUACCGAUUUCUUUGUAGAAAGAGGAGACGAGAGGAGAAAUCUUGGGUGUUCACAAAUCACUAAAGAAAACCAUAAUAUGAAAUACAUUUACAAUAUAUAUUGUGCCAUAUUCUUUUGGAGAAGAAUUCUAUCAAAUAAAGAUAUACGAGUCCAAGUA
Messenger RNA from Astyanax mexicanus (Mexican tetra), 20361 nucleotides. It is a transcript of the gene chrm2a, whose product is annotated as cholinergic receptor, muscarinic 2a. Gene Ontology annotation, biological process: regulation of heart contraction; adenylate cyclase-activating adrenergic receptor signaling pathway. The transcript has 4 exons. The record is from RefSeq and is a predicted model, not a curated record. Gene Ontology annotation, cellular component: plasma membrane. Lineage: Eukaryota; Metazoa; Chordata; Actinopteri; Characiformes; Acestrorhamphidae. Gene Ontology annotation, molecular function: G protein-coupled acetylcholine receptor activity. The coding region runs from base 719 to 2206 and encodes 495 amino acids.